CGCAUUCGCUCCGUUUGGGUGGGACUACGCCUCUGUCGCUGCACCGCAGGCUUCCGCGCGCACAGACGUUGACCCCGGAGUGUGGUCAGAUGUGGAGGUAAGGAGCAGAUAUAUCAGCCCUUUUUCAGAAAUGGAGACAUUCCUAAAGAUUGGCAGCAUGUAUCAAAUAGUGCCGGUGGCUCCUGGGGAGCAGCAGAUGGCUGGGGGACCCGGAGGCUCCCCACUUAAGAAGAAACUUUCUCAUGAAGGUCGGCCACUGGUGAUGGCAAGUAUGUUGGGCUGUGUGCUGGUGCUAGCUGCUGUGGUCGCCUGGUGCUAUUACUCAGUGUCGCUUCGUAAAACCCAGUUGUUCAAGACAGCGUUGUUAGACCUGAACAAGGAUGGUUUUAUUAUUCACAACCAAGCUGGGGCUGUUGUCUUCACUAUGGCAUUCAGGUCUGGUACUCUGGAUGUGGACUCUUGCUCAAAGGAGGGAGAUAUUCUGAGCUGCACUCAGUCGGAUUCUGGCAAGCUCAACUUUUUUAUCCAAACAGUUCGUCCAAAGGACACGGUGAUCUGUUAUCGGGUUCGCUGGGAGGAGCUGCAGAAUAAGCACUUGGUAGAGCAUGUCAUGGCCUAUAAUGACUCUCAUUGGUAUGGAGGGGCAGAGACGGCAACACAGUACUGGCCUAUCAGAUUUCAGGGAGAAGAGGAACCACGACCUUUCAUCACAAGUGACGUCUACUCCAAUCGAAAUGCUUUUGGAGGAAUUCUAGAGCGGUACUGGCUGUCAUCAAAUGCAACUGCCAUUAAGAUUAACGACUCAGUACCGUUUCAUUUGGGCUGGUCAGAGAAGAACAGGACACUGAGGUUCCAGGCCCGGUACCAGGACUCUCCCUUCAGACCACUAGAAAGACAGCAGACCUUUCCUGAACUCAGUUAUAGAGUCUGUGUGGGGUCAGAUGUCACCUCUAUUCACAAGUACAUGGUGCGCCGGUAUUUCACAAAGCCUAUCAAAGUCCCAUCUGCUGAUUUGUUCAAAAAACCAGUGUGGUCCACAUGGGCUAUCUACAAGACCGCUGUAACUCAGGAGAAGCUGCUGCGCUAUGCCGCUGACAUUACUAGGCAUGGCUUCAACUGCUCCCAUCUGGAGCUGGAUGACCGCUACACAGCAGAUUACGGAGAGUUUGACUUUGACCCGCAGAAGUUCCCCAAUGCAAGCGGCAUGUUUGACAAACUAAGAGAGGGCGGCUUUCAAGUUACACUCUGGACGCACCCUUUUAUCAACUAUGACUCCAUAAAUUUUGGUGCAGCUGUGGAGAAAGAGCUAUUUGUCCGUGAGCCAGGCGGUGAACUGCCCGCUCUGGUUCGCUGGUGGAACGGGAUUGGAGGAAUCUUGGACUUCACAAACCCAGACGCUCGUGAAUGGUAUUCCUCAAACUUGCACAUGCUCAAAAGUCGCUAUGGGGUGACCUCCUUCAAGUUUGAUGCAGGAGAAACGAGCUACCUGCCCCGUCAGUUUAGUACCCUGGGCCCACUGUCAAACCCUUCCACCUUCACCCGCCGCUACACAGAGAUGGCUAUACCAUUUAUGGAGCAUGCUGAGCUAAGGGUUGGUUACCAGAGUCAGAACAUCUCCUGCUUCUUCAGGAUCAUUGACAGGGACUCGGUGUGGGGUUACGAGCUCGGCCUCAAGUCCAUCAUCCCUACUGUUCUGACUAUAGGCAUUUUGGGUUACCAGUUUGUCUUACCUGAUAUGAUAGGAGGAAAUGCCUACCCGAACCAUACUGCAGGUGGGUUAAAUGGUCUGCCAGACAGAGAACUGUACAUCAGAUGGUUGGAGCUGUCUGCCUUUAUGCCCGCCAUGCAGUUCUCCAUACCUCCAUGGGCUUAUGACAAUGAGGUGGUAAAGAUAGCACAGAAGUUCACAGGGCUCCAUGAAACUCUGGUGGCACCAAAAGUUCUUGAAUUGGCACACGUGGUUCUUGAUACAGGAGACCCAAUCAUAAGGCCCCUCUGGUGGAUUGCCAAUGAUGAUGAGGCUGCCUAUAAGAUCGACUCCCAGUUCCUGAUUGGGGAUGACCUCAUGGUGGCGCCAGUGUUGGAGCCAGGAAAGCAAGAGAGGGAUAUCUACUUGCCUGCAGGACGAUGGAAAAGCUACAAGGGGGAACAUUAUGAUAAAGGUCCCAUGUACCUAACUGAUUACCCUGUGGACCUGGAUGAGAUCGCUUUCUUUACAAGGGUUCUUUGAAGGCAUUAAAGAAUUGAAAACCGGACUGACACACACACGCACGCGUCCGCACACAUUAGUUUGAGCACACAUGCCAAGUAAAAGCAGGGAGGCACCACCAGAAGCUUGAGUUGAGAGUAGAGUGACAUUUUAAUGAAGAUUAACCUCAUGUCUCUUCCAUCCUGCUCUUUGUCAGGACUUCUGCCUGCAGAUUAAAACCCUCCGCCCAAAGAAUUAGAAUUACCUUCUAAUUCUCAUUUUGCAUCCUUAAGCUAAUCCUCAUCCUUGUGUGCCUUUCACAGCCAAUAGAAGAUCCGAUCUGUGAUUGUAUCAUCACCAUUUUUAGCCUUAGUGGCCAUCUAAUACUGCGUUUGUUUGUUUUUUCUCAAAGCCCAAAGCUCUACAGCAAGCAUGGCGGCAGUUUUGGGUUAAUAUUAUUUCCAUUAGCUUAUUAAUAGAAGUAACUGUACCAUUUAGGGGGUCUUUUUGGGGGUGACUGGGUUAGGCAAUAAAAAAAUGCACUAUAGCCAUACUUAAGUCUGUGUUUUUAACUUUUUAAGCUAACAUGCAUUAAUUUGCAUUGCACUGACAUCUACAUUUUACAGUCUUUUGAUUAAUUGCUCUUUAUAUUUAUUAAUUUUUAUUUGUGGAUACUGUUGGAUGUUUUUAAAUAUGCACGAUUCUGGGGAUGAAUAAAGGGGUUAACAAUAAGCUGCAAAUACUUUUAUGUCAGUAAGUCCCAUAACCUAUAGUGCCAUUAUAUUAUUUUAGUGCCAAAAUCUACUGCUUUAUGCUUUUUAUUAAAAAAGUCUGCACAAGUCAACUUAACUGCUCAGGGUACAUUUAAAAGAUAUUUAUUAUUGAUCCACAGUAAUAUAUUUGUUAUACAUUACUGUGCAAAAGUCUUGCACCGCUUCUCAUUGUCUUAUUUUAAUUCGAAGGAGCCAAACUUUCUUGCAAUUUUUAAGUGUUUUUUGGGCAAUAGUUGUCCAGGCUUGUCUGAAGGUCUUUCAGAUUUUUUUUUUUCUAUGGAUUUUGGCUUUUACUUGUUUUCAGCCCAAGUCGUGUAGCUGACUAUUUUUAGAUGAGUGUUUAUUGUUUGCGAAGCCACUUAACACUGACCUAUGAAUAACUAGAGCUUAAAGGAAGACACCUAACACAAGGGAUGAACUACUGUUGUGUUUAUCACAGACAACUUUGUAAGGAACCAAUUUUAAACUGUAUCUUAGGGACUGUUUUGCUACCAGCCGGUCUCAAAAACAUAUAAAUAUUUCCGUUUUUGUUUUUUUUAGCAGAAUCAACAAAAAUCCAAGGUUUACACAGUUUGACAGGCAUAAAAUUUUAUUUUUGCACCACCAAGGUUAUAAGAGAAAACUUGGUACUUGGUGGUGUGCGGUGUGUCCGUAAAAACAUUAAGGGAAACUGGACAAUCGGACAAAAGAAAUUACAGACAUAAAUAGCUGUCGGCAGCGGAUGAACAAUCUCUGUUUCUUAAGUUGUGUCCUUAAGAAAUUUGUGCUUCAUUUCAUCUACUGUUCACUCAGGCCUUAUCAGAAAUGGUCUCAGUAAAAGGGUGG
Pundamilia nyererei is the source of this 3786-nucleotide messenger RNA. RefSeq lists its product as uncharacterized. The record is from RefSeq and is a predicted model, not a curated record. Gene Ontology annotation, biological process: skeletal muscle fiber development; carbohydrate metabolic process. The coding region runs from base 131 to 2230 and encodes 699 amino acids. The transcript is spliced from 7 exons. NCBI's taxonomy places the organism in Eukaryota, Metazoa, Chordata, Actinopteri, Cichliformes, Cichlidae. Gene Ontology annotation, molecular function: hydrolase activity, hydrolyzing O-glycosyl compounds.